Molecule: messenger RNA, 1683 nt
Organism: Wasmannia auropunctata (little fire ant)
Lineage: Eukaryota; Metazoa; Arthropoda; Insecta; Hymenoptera; Formicidae
Product: AN1-type zinc finger protein 2A
Exons: 2
Coding region: 410-1042 (210 amino acids)
Biological process (GO): proteasome-mediated ubiquitin-dependent protein catabolic process; protein targeting to ER
Cellular component (GO): cytoplasm; endoplasmic reticulum
Molecular function (GO): zinc ion binding
Source: RefSeq, a predicted model, not a curated record
GACUGUAGGUCCGAAAAUCGUCGAUCAUCGUUGGUCAUCGGUUUCUAUCGCCGCGCGAGAAUAUAUAAAGGAGGUACACGUGCCUGACUGACAUACACUCAUCACGGUGCACGCGGUCGUCGUGGGUGGGAUCCGGCUCGGCUACGUCGGAGUCGCUGUCAAACUGUUGUUGGCCUGCCGUCGAAAGUUCUCGAAAAUUCCAUAGCGAACGCACGCUAGGUGAAACCGGAGCGAUUUAAUCGCAUAUACGUGCUUAAGGACACCGUACGCGUCACGUCAACGGUAGAGAGAGGGAGGAGGAGGUGAUACGCGCAGCGCCUGCAAUCUCUCGCGAGAUCCUCGUAGCCUCUAUUCAUUUUGGCUGAGUCAAGAUAUUUAAUAAGGGAGGAACACAAGGCGUAAAAUUGGAAUGGAAUUUCCAAAUAUAGGAGAGCAUUGCUCCGAGAGCACAUGCAAUCGCUUGGAUUUUUUACCUCUCAAGUGCGACGCCUGCCAGGCAAUCUUUUGCACGGAUCAUAUAACUUAUGCAAGUCAUGGCUGCCCUAGCGCGUACAAGAAGGACGUGCAGGUGCCUGUGUGCCCGCUGUGCGACGUUCCUAUACCGAUAAAACGCGGCGAUCUGCCCGACGUGGCCGUGGGGCUGCACAUAGACAACGACUGCAGGGAGAGCCGUCGGAAGGUGUUCUCCAACAAGUGUUCCUCGAAGGGGUGCAAGGUCAAGGAGAUGGUGCCGGUCAAGUGCGGCGAAUGCGGUGCCAAUUUUUGCCUGAAGCACCGACACCCCACCGAUCACGCCUGCAUCGGGGCGGAGGAGGCGUUGAGGCUGCGCCGACUGGAGGCGCUGAACAAGCGGGGUCAAACGACAAUAUCGCAGAGCAGCGGCAACAGCAAUUCGCAUCCCUUCCGUAGUCUUCAGGGGACGAUGACCGAGGACGAGGCGUUGGCCCGAGCACUCCAGGCUUCCCUAGACGACGAGGAGCGUAGCAGACGUAUGUUACAACCAGUGCCUUCUGGAAACCGAGAUAGAUGUAGACUUUCGUAACUAUCUACACAUUAUUUUAUAUCGUAGAGAAAAAAGCUCCCUCUUUGUUUCCUGAAAAUCCGUGGACAUGAAGAUACGAUAUUGUAAUUCUUGAAGCUAGCGUCAGAAUGUGCGCAGAUUCGUGAUUCGUGACUCACUAGUCUGCGAAUAGUGCGAAUAAGCAGAUUCAUCGAGCUCGCAUUCGCUGCUUAUCACUCGAUUCGUAUAGCAUGUUUUCUAACGAAAUUAUAAAGUGCAAAUCAUCACAAUCACGAAUCAAUCGAUUUAUACAUAGAGAGUUGAUUCAUAUAUGAAUAUAUUAUUGAUUAUACAAACAAUUGCGAAUAGCGUACAUUCUACCGCCAGCCUAAAGGACGCACACAUUUGAAAACACAUGCAACGGAAGUUACUUAAGUAUUACAUUUGUUGCCUCUAUCCAUUUUUGAUCUGUUAUGUAUAUUGUUAUAGAUAUAACUGGCUGGUUAUACCUAUAACCCGUUGUUAUGUUAUAUGCAUAGAAACUGAAACGCGUUUAUAAAAAUUGCUCACGUAAUUAAGCACACUAUCGCUAAGCAUCUUAUGGGAUUCCUAAGCAAAAUUGUAUAUCAAAGCAUCUUGUCCUAAAGAGAAGUUAUUCGUCAUUAAAUAAGAUUUUACGUUAA